Prosopis cineraria is the source of this 1470-nucleotide messenger RNA. RefSeq lists its product as uncharacterized. The transcript is spliced from 2 exons. The record is from RefSeq and is a predicted model, not a curated record. Bases 1 to 1470 code for a protein of 489 amino acids. NCBI's taxonomy places the organism in Eukaryota, Viridiplantae, Streptophyta, Magnoliopsida, Fabales, Fabaceae.
AUGGAUAAGAAGUGGAUGUCUGCCAAUCACCUAUCUAAAGAAUAUUGGGAUGGGGUGGCAGAAUUUGUUAAGUUUGUGGUAAACAAUGCAAAAAAUCAUGAGCGAAUUGUUUGUCCUUGUUUAAGUUGUCGCAAUGUGAUGUCAGUUUCUCUUGAGACAUGUGAACUUUACUUGUUUAAAUAUGAAAUUGAUCAAAGUUAUAAGUAUUGGGUAAAGCAUGGGGAGACACCUGAAGAUGUGAAUAAUAGUAGCCAAGGGUAUAUGGAAAGUUGUUCAUCACCACCAUCUUUUGACACAAAUGCAAAUGAGGCCGAUUGUCUUGAAGAAUUAAUUGAUACGAUAGAAGAGGAACUCGAGAAUUUUCCAGAGAAGUUAGAAAGGUUGAAAACUAAUGCGGAGACACCUUUGUACGAGGGUUGUAUUGAGUUCACUUUAUUGUCCGCUGUGUUAGAAUUGUAUAACUUGAAAGAAACAAGUGGGUGGAGUGAUACAAGUUUUUCAAGCUUGCUCUCUCUAAUCAAACUAAUGCUAUCGAAGAAUAAUAAGCUUCCAGGUCGGCUAUAUGAUGCAAAGAAGGUGUUACGCAUAGUUAGCCUGAGCUAUAAGAAGAUGCAUGCUUGCCUUAAUAAUUGUAUUUUGUUUAGAAAUGAAUAUGAAGAGCUAACCCACUGUCCUAAAUGUGAGACAUCAUGUUAUAAGCAAAAUGGGAAGAGUGCGAAGAAGGCAAUGUGGUAUUUUCCUAUUAUUCUAAGAUUUAGGCAUUUGUAUAGCAUACGUCAAGAGGCAAAAAAUUUAAAAUGGCAUACAUAUGGAAGGAUUAAAGAUGAUAAGAUUCGGCAUCCAGCUAAUUCUCCAGAAUGGAUAAGGUUUGAUCGGAAGUACCCUGAGUUUGGAAAAAAAGAUAGGAACCUACGCCUCGCAUUAUCUACUGAUGGGAUGAACCCACAUGAUGGUUGGGUGACAAACAUCGAUAUUGUUGGUGGAAAAAGUCUUUUGAUGGAAAAAAAAGAAGAGAGGCCACCAAAGCAGUUGACUGGUGAGGAAUUAUUUGAAAAGGUAAAAGACCUUGAUAUUGAAUUUGGCAAACUAUUUGCGAAGCAUGUUGGGAUAAGCAGGUGGAAGAAAAGAUCAAUUUUUUUUGAGUUUCCAUAUUGGAAGACUUUGAAUGUGCGACACUUCCUUGAGUUAAUGCAUAUUGAGAAAAAUGUGUGCGAUAGUCUUGUUGGGAUGUUGCUUCAUAUUCUAGGAAAGACGAAGGAUGGCAUCAAUGCAAGGUUAGACAUGGUUGAAAUGGGCGUAAGAGGAGAAUUGGCAUCGCAGGAGAAGAGAACUUGCACAUUUCUUCAAGCAGCAACUCACACACUAUCUAGAAAAGAAAAGAAAAGUUUAUGUGAGUUUCUUGCUACAAUCAAGGUUCUACAUGGCUACUCUUCAAAUGUUAGAAACCUUGUCUCAAUGAAAGACCUAUAG